AUGAACAUGGGCGACGGCAAUACGCCUGCCGACUCGACUGGCUCAAGUGAAGCAGCCCGGGCAGCAAAGUCAGCUUCAGGAGUGACAGCGCAGCGACCAACCGAGGCGAGGGUCACUAAACCGAAACGAAGUGUUGUCCAUGUGGCAUGUGCUUGUUGCAGACGGCUUCGCAUCAAGUGCGACGGAAACAGGCCGACUUGCCAACCAUGCGCGAAGAGAUAUGAGGAUUGCGUUUACGAUGUCGAAGCGAACACCACCCGGUCGAAUGCUUUGAAACGCAAGAAUGAGGAGCUGACGAAGGAGAAUGCGAAACUCCGCGAGCUGUAUGCCUUUGUGCGCGACCGCCCACCACGAGAAGCGGAGGAGAUCUUUCGUCGCAUACGGACGACUCAGGAUCCACUGGAUGUCUUGAAGCACGUCUCUACAGCAGAGUUGCUCGUCGCCCAGGCGGCUACGUCCAGCUCGCAGACCCAGAAUCUCGAUACUCACACCACCACACUUAACGGCAAGCGUACUUCCAGACUUGGCUCCAAAAAGUACGAUCCUGUCUACGACGAUUAG
Messenger RNA from Aureobasidium subglaciale EXF-2481, 561 nucleotides. RefSeq lists its product as uncharacterized. Bases 1 to 561 code for a protein of 186 amino acids. The transcript has 2 exons. Gene Ontology annotation, molecular function: zinc ion binding; DNA-binding transcription factor activity, RNA polymerase II-specific. Lineage: Eukaryota; Fungi; Ascomycota; Dothideomycetes; Dothideales; Saccotheciaceae. Gene Ontology annotation, biological process: regulation of DNA-templated transcription. The record is from RefSeq and is a predicted model, not a curated record.